Molecule: messenger RNA, 1513 nt
Organism: Somion occarium
Lineage: Eukaryota; Fungi; Basidiomycota; Agaricomycetes; Polyporales; Cerrenaceae
Source: the annotation of a GenBank genome assembly
GUUUCCGCGCGCACAUCCACCAGCACACGACUCUCGCUGGUGUCUUCAAUCGCUUUUGCGUUCCGUAGCUUGUUCGACGCUCUUUGACUCGUUAAACGGUGAUAUACAGCUGGAUUGUCAACAUGCCGCACGGUCAUGACCAUAAAGCCCCGUCGAGGGCCCUAGUGACUGGAACAGUACUGUUCUACUUGGUUGCUGCUCUUUCGAUGGUAAUGGCUAACAAAUGGGUGUUGAACUCUACGGAGGUCCCCUUGUCCUUCCUAUUCUGUCAGCUCGUUAUUGCCGUCCUCCUUUUCCUGGUUGCGCAUGUAACAGGCCUCAUUAAGCUUCCCCUGGAAUUCGACUUGCAAGUAUGCAAAGGAUUGAUACCCAUGGUCGGAUUAAACGUGAUUGGUCUAAGUUUCAGCAACUAUACCCUCGCAUACGUUGAUGCCUCGUUCUAUCAAGUAGCCAGAGGCAUGGUCCUCCCUUUCACCGUCUUUACAUCCUACGUCUUCUUGCAUGCUCGGCCUUCCCUCGCCGUCCUGAUGGCAUGUUCCGUGGUUACCUUCGGUUUCUUCAUUGGCGUAUUCUUAGAUGGCACUCCUGUCUCACUAGUUGGCGUCUCGUUUGGUGUGGCCAGUUCGAUGAUCACAGCCGUCCAUUCCGUGGUUAUUAAGAAGAGCCUCGAGGUCGUGAAGGGCAGCGCACUACACCUUUCAUGGUAUACAAAUUUGCUCAGUUCAGUCGCUCUUAUACCCGUCAUAAUCCUUGCUGGCGAACUACCGAAAACUCUUGCGCUACUAUUUGGGGACCUUCCGUCGCUGCCAGAUGAAAUGAGCCCACUGGCUACCUUCCUGUGGGGAUCUGCUAUCACCGGUGCUCUCGGGUUCCUGAUGAGCAUCGCUAGUCUGCUCUCCAUAAAAGUGACCUCACCAAUCACACAUAUGGUCUCGUCCGCCGUACGCGGUGUUGCUGCAUCGCUCUUGGGAAUGUGGUUGUUCCACGACGUCAUUACAACGUACGUGAACACGGUCCGUUUACCGUCCUGUUGGUCACUGACGGCAUUGUCUCUCACAGUGGUCGGGCGUCUUCAAUUGCCACCAUCCUUGUUGGCUCAAUAUACUACACGUGGGUUAAACACCUCGAGUCUCAAGCACCAAAACAUACCAACGGAUCUGCUCAAUAUGACCGUGUUCCCCUAGAGGAAGUGGAGGCAGGAAGAGGCGGUAAACCGGAAUAGAUGAGAGACACAAAUAUUUUUCAUAUGCUUUUCCUUUGGAACACUUAACUGGACUUCAUCAUAGACGGUAGAUCAAGUACUGAACUAAUAUUGGGCGGGGCCUUGUAAUGCACUCAUCAUAAUGUUGUUUUUCAGUUCGUGGGUCCCGAUUGCAGCACGAGCAGUUAUGCGACGAACGCCAGCUUAAGCUCUAUCGAGACGUAUACAAAAAGCGGGAUAUAGCGAUACCCAUACAGAGCCGCGAAGAAAUAGGUUAAGAGGUCCUUUCAUAACAAUACAUCUUCAUCCUGG